GGUAGAGUUCGUGUCAUUACCAUUGCUACGAAUCGACGAUUUACAUUACACGUUGACCAUUUACUUACAUGUUUUUGCGCAUUAUUCAUAGCAUUUAAAGUUUUGAUAAGUCUAAAUAUUAUUUUAAUUAAGUAGCAAUGUCGUCGACUGAAGAAAAUACCCAACUGAAAGCGGGUCAUCCGCCUGCAGUGAAGGCUGGUGGCAUGAGAAUCACACAACACAAAACGCCCCACACUAAAGAAACUGGAAAGGAACCGGCUAAUGAAGACCUUACCGGUCUCUCUGGUCCUUCACCGGUUCCUUCCAAUCCAGUUUCCAUUUCUGGAGCUCCAAAUAGAGGUAAUGCUGACUUCACUCCAGAAGCGGCCCAAGUGGCCCAUAGUCCUAAGCCUCCAGCACACAUUAAUAUUAAGCCAAGCCCAAACAUCCAUCAGCCCAGGAAGUAGAUACCCGAGGAAGCUAUAAGAAAGGCAUAUCACCAUCAUCAAACAGUUUGUAUUGAGUGCGAACCUUCUUUUAUUCUCAUGAUUUUUACUGUACCAGUAUACAGCAUGUCUAGUAUUUUUUCAUACAUAAUUUUUUAUAUAAUGUUUUUACUUGUCUUUGGAUUUUUGAAAACUUUUCCAACAAUAUGAAGAAAAAUAAAAGCCAUUGACCUGUAUUUAUGACACCCGUGUAAAAUGUAACAGUCAAUUCUCUACGUACAACUGUACAAAUAUUAAAUACUGAAAAACAUUUACAGAUUGAAAAUAAGUUUUGUUAUAAUUAUUGUUUCUGAAUAUUACUGUAUGAUCCAUUCUGAAGAAUAAUUUAUAAAGAAAGUGAUAUAGAAUAGUAAAGGUAAGCUAGCAAUAGAGAAGCAUAGUCAAUUGACUACAUCAUACUAUCCUACUUACUCUUAAUUAUUAUU
Galleria mellonella (greater wax moth) is the source of this 910-nucleotide messenger RNA. It is a transcript of the gene Drp, whose product is annotated as death-associated protein 1. The transcript has 2 exons. Gene Ontology annotation, molecular function: death domain binding. NCBI's taxonomy places the organism in Eukaryota, Metazoa, Arthropoda, Insecta, Lepidoptera, Pyralidae. The coding region runs from base 138 to 446 and encodes 102 amino acids. Gene Ontology annotation, biological process: negative regulation of autophagy; cellular response to amino acid starvation; apoptotic signaling pathway. The record is from RefSeq and is a predicted model, not a curated record.